Molecule: messenger RNA, 765 nt
Organism: Brugia malayi
Lineage: Eukaryota; Metazoa; Nematoda; Chromadorea; Rhabditida; Onchocercidae
Exons: 2
Coding region: 1-765 (254 amino acids)
Source: RefSeq, a predicted model, not a curated record
AUGUCAUGGUGUGCUGAAAUCCGAUCUAUUCUAUCAAGAUUGCGAUGGUGUGACGCGUCCAGUGACGUGGAGGGGGCGCUAAGCGACUUGGAAAAGAUUUUUGUACAGUCCGAGGCCUGGCGAUGGUCAAAGAUUGAUGACAUAGUUACUCUCAACACGGGCGUGGUGCGCCUGGCGGAAGCACAAACCCAGUUUAAUCCUUGGAAAAACGCUUUCGAGAAGGUUGUUUGGAAAUCAGACGGUGCAUUGUGGAGUCUGAUGUUGAGAAGCGAUCCAAAAGCGUUGCGGAAAGCGAAUAAAGCGCAAUUGGUCUUCGUCAAAGGGUUUUAUCACAUACAUAACGUUAUUGAAUCGCUGUUGAAUGUCAAAGAAAUGCGAGUUGGUCUCGUUCGAGCUAAACUGCGGAUUUGCGGUGAGCUAUAUGAUCUGCAUGCUAUUCUUGACGAGUGUGCGUUGCGUAUUUGCGUAUCACCGAAAGUGAUAAUAAAGAAAGUGAGGACUUUCUUAAGUUUCUGUGUGCGAUACGCAGGCGCGUUAUCGGGGAGACAAUUCUCGAUGAAGCAUUGUGGCACUGCCAUGGUGAAACAUAUGCCUACGUCGAGUUUUGAAUGGGUUGAGAUCGACACGAAUUGGUGUAAGGCUUUCGCUAACAGUAAAUUCGUGCUAAGUAUAAUGAAAGAUAUGCGUGAGGUGAUGUCAAGUCUAGUCCUCGUUCGUUUGCUCAAUUUUUGUGCACAAUUACAAUUAAGCAUAAUUGUAACUUGA